CCUAUAUUUUUCUUUCCUCGGGCUUCUGCAGUACCAGCAAUCUCUCUCUCUCUCUCUCUCUCUCUCUCUCCAAAAUUCCCUAAAAUCUCUCCUCAAGAUGUCUGCAUUGUAGCAGCAGCUUCUUUCUCCAAUCCCCCAUUUCGUCAUUUCCAUUUCUCUCUCUCUUUGGCAGGUCUAAGACACCAUGCUCUCCUCUAAAACCAAAACUGGUUUAUCUGAAGCUAUACCAAAUAAGACCUCACCAGCAACUCCUAGAGUUAGCCGAUUAGCGAAGGGACCAACUAAAUCAGACUCCAAUGCAUCUUCUCCCCUGCAUAAUUCACGCCUCUCAAUCGACCGAUCACCUAGAUCUGUCGAUUCAAAGCCUGUUAUCGAGCGGCGAUCACCUAAGGUCACUACUCCUGAUAAACAACAACGUCCAUUGAAGCUUUCAGAGCUACAGGCACAAUUGGGUCUGGUUCAGGAUGAUCUGAAGAAGGCACAGGAGCUGUUAGCUUCUGUUGAGAAAGAGAAGGACAGAGCUCUUGAGGAAUUGAAGGAGGCAAGGAGGUUAGCUGAUGAGGCGAAUGAGAAGCUCAGCGAGGCCUUAGUUGCUCAGAAGCGAGCUGAGGAGAGUUCCGAGAUUGAGAAGUUCCGGGCUGACGAAUUGGAGCAGGUGGGUAUUGAGGCAUCUCAGAAGAGAGAAGAGGAAUGGCAGAAAGAACUUGAAGCUGUUCGGAACCAGCAUGCUGUAGACGUUGCUGCAUUGCUGUCUGCGACUCAGGAGCUCCAGAGGGUGAAGCAUGAGCUAGUGAUGAUCACUGAUGCAAAAAACUCAGCUCUGAGUCAUGCUGACGAUGCAAUGAAGAUUGCGGAAAUCAAUACUGAGAAGGUGGAGGUUCUGUCAGGGGAAGUAAGCCGCUUGAAAGCCCUGCUUGAUUCCAAGCUGGAGACGGAGUCCAAUGAAGCGGCUGAGCUAGUCAAGAAGCUGAAUUCUGAGGUCGACUUACUAAAACAAGAACUUGAGAGAGCAAAGACAGCUGAGGAGAUAUUGGCUGAGAAGGAAGCUUUGAUUGAUGGGCUCAGGUUCGAGGUAAUUGAAGCGAAGAAAGCUGCAGCAGAUGCAGCCAAUUUAGCAGAUGAGUGGGGGAGAGAGGUAGAAUUAUUAGAGACUCAGGUCGAAGAAGCCGCUCGAUGUGAAAGAGUGGCUGCGGAACACCUCAUUUCAAUGAAAAAGCAGCUGGAGGAGAAAAAGUUAUCAUUGCAAGAUGCAGAGUUGGAGAUAACUUCUCUUAGAGAGAACGUUGAGUCAUUGGAGAUAUCACUUGGGAGACAUAAAGGCGAUCUUGAGAAAUCUGAUCGGCAUCUCGAAAUGACAAAGAAAGAAGCUAUGGAGACGGCAAGAACCAUCGAAAAUUUGAAGUCUGAGCUUCAAAAUGUGGAGGAGGAGAAAACGCAGGCACUGAACAAUGAGAUGCUUGCAGCUUCAAAAGUUCAGAGUCUGUUAGAGGAGAAGAACAAACUGAUAAAUGAGCUGGAAGCCUCUAAAGAUGAAGAAGAGAAGAGUAAAAAGGCAAUGGAAAGCUUAGCGUCGGCUUUGCAUGAAGUCUCCGUGGAGGCUAGGGAUGCAAAGGAGAAGAUUUUGAUGAAUGAAGCCGAGCUCAUAAAAUCCAAGUCUCAGAUAGAAGAUUUAAAGUUGGUUUUAGAAGUCACUCAGGAGAAGUAUGAGGCCAUGCUCAACAAAGCAAGAGAGGAGAUCAGCCACCUUGAGAAGUCGGUGGAAAAGUCUCAGCUUGAAGCCAAAAAUGCAAAGGCCGAGCUGGAUGAGAAAGAGCAUGGUUUUGUUAUUGCUAUCAAAAGAUCAGAAGAAGAGAUUUCUACUGUCAAAAGCGAGAUGGAGAGGUUAGUGGAAGAUUCAAAGGCUGAGUGGGAUGGAAAAGAGCUUGGCUUUGUGAAUGCUAUAAAGAAGUCAGAAGAAGAAAUCACUGCUGUCAAAAGGGAAGUGGAUCGGCUGGUUAAUUUACUCAAAGAGGCAGAGGAAGAAGUGCAUACUUCAAAGGAAGAUAAUGCCAGGUUGCAGGGCACCAUAAAACAAGCUCAAUCUGAGGGGAGUUCUGCAAAAGAAGCUGUGGAGAAAGCUAAGGCUGACAGUUUGCAACUGAAGGAAAGGUUGCUGGACAAAGAGAAUGAGUUGCAAAGUAUCACACAAGAGAACGAUGACCUUCGAGCUAGAGAAGCUGCUGCUCUAGAGAAGGUCGAAGAGCUCUCUAAGUUGCUUGAGGAGGCCUCAGCCAAGGAGACGGAAGAAAAUGGGGAGCUAUCAAAUAGUGAAAAGGACUAUGAUUUACUGCCGAAGAUGGUAGGAUUCAUGGAGGAAAAUGCCGAUGAAAGAGAAUUAGGAAAACCCAACUCAGGACUUCCCUCAGAACAACUGCAUGAACAUCAUGGAGGAGAGGAUCUCUCAAGGAAUGUAGACCCUGCAAAACCAAAAGAGGAGAAUGGGAAUGUGAAUGCCAAAGAAGAAGAGGAAGAAGAAGACUCUGUUGAGGUCGAUGUCAAGACAUGGGACAACUGCAAAAUCGUUGAGAAAGGCACAUCACCUGAGCCGGAGCCUGAGCCCGAAUCUUUUGAAGAUGAAUUAGACUCGAAGAUUGAUGCCGAUAGCUAUGAUCAGAUAAAUGGGUUGUCAUCGGAGACCAUGGACAAUGGCGGAAGCUCUCCAUCAAAGCAACAGCAAAAGAAGAAGAAGGCAUUGCUACGCAAGUUUGGGAGCCUGUUAAAGAAGAAGAGCAACCCCAAAUAGCAACAGCUCGCGACCACAGGUAUUUACUGUCAUCUUUUCAGAAUCUUAUGAGCUUCAUGUUGUUUUGUUGUUGUCAUCAUUGUUGUUUUUGUUGUGCUUUGAGCCUUUGGAUUGUGCUCGUGGUCUAUGGUGCUUGCGACACUUUCUGUGCGUAUAUGUCUGUAGAUUGUAGCAAUAUAAGAGGUGUAUUGAAGAUUAUCUGUUUGAAUCCCAUAUGGGAAGUCAUAUGUCUAAUGAGCCCUUGGGUGCUUAUUUUCUUUCCUUUGUUUCCAUGGAGAGGAGUGAUAACUUAUAAAAAAUUGUGUAUGAUUAUCAUGUUCUUUA
Messenger RNA from Magnolia sinica, 3106 nucleotides. Its product is annotated as WEB family protein At3g02930, chloroplastic-like. NCBI's taxonomy places the organism in Eukaryota, Viridiplantae, Streptophyta, Magnoliopsida, Magnoliales, Magnoliaceae. The transcript has 3 exons. The coding region runs from base 185 to 2782 and encodes 865 amino acids. Gene Ontology annotation, biological process: reciprocal meiotic recombination. The record is from RefSeq and is a predicted model, not a curated record.